AUGACACUGCCUGCCAGGAGCACUGGGCACUUGCAGGCACCGGCAGCAGACACCCUGCAGCUGGGGCAGGGGCUUCUGUCCCAGUACUACCCAGAGCAUGCCCUGGGAGCUGGGGCUGCUCACCAGAAGCUUCUUUCAUUAGUGCUUAUUGACCAGUACCGGGAGGACCAAGCCAAGGCCGGCGGCCGCGGACGCACCGCGCUGCGCGCUCCAUCUCCGCGCCGCCGCGCAGACCCUCCAUCUUCCUGCUCAGCGCCCGGCCCCGCUCGCCCCUGCCUGGGGGGUCCCGCUGCCCUCCGGGGCUCCUGCCGCCCUCCGCGGCUUCCCUGCCCGAGCCCCCCUCCCCCGCCACACACGCUCACACGCGCGCGCGAACACACACACACACACACACAGACACGCACACACACUGACACGCCAGCGAGCUGCUGGCCGCUCAAUGGACCGAUUUCCCCAGGUUCCCUGAUCUCAGCCCAGCCCGGGAUGAGAAAUUGCAAAAUGGCCCGGGUCGCCAGUGUGCUGGGGCUGGUCAUGCUCAGCGUCGCCCUGCUGAUUUUAUCGCUCAUCAGCUACGUGUCCCUGAAAAAGGAGAACAUCUUCACCACUCCCAAGUACGCCAGCCCAGGGGCGCCCCGAAUGUACAUGUUCCACGCGGGAUUCCGGUCCCAAUUUGCGCUGAAGUUUCUAGACCCGUCGUUUGUGCCCAUUACGAAUUCUCUCACCCAGGAACUCCAAGAGAAACCUUCUAAGUGGACAUUUAAUCGGACAGCGUUUUUACAUCAAAGGCAAGAAAUUCUUCAGCAUGUCGAUGUAAUAAAAAAUUUUUCUUUGACCAAGAAUAGUGUUCGGAUCGGACAACUGAUGCACUAUGAUUAUUCCAGCCAUAAAUAUGUUUUCUCUAUUAGCAAUAACUUUCGAUCACUGCUUCCAGAUGUGUCACCCAUUAUGAAUAAGCAUUAUAAUAUUUGUGCUGUGGUUGGAAAUAGUGGGAUCCUGACAGGGAGCCAGUGUGGACAAGAAAUAGAUAAAUCAGAUUUUGUUUUCCGUUGCAAUUUUGCCCCUACGGAGGCUUUCCAAAGAGAUGUUGGAAGGAAAACCAACCUUACCACCUUCAACCCCAGCAUCCUGGAAAAAUAUUACAACAAUCUUUUGACCAUUCAGGACCGUAACAACUUUUUCCUCAGUUUAAAAAAGCUUGAUGGGGCCGUUCUUUGGAUCCCUGCAUUUUUCUUCCACACUUCAGCAACUGUUACCAGAACAUUAGUUGACUUUUUCGUUGAACACAGAGGUCAGUUAAAGGUCCAAUUGGCUUGGCCUGGAAACAUAAUGCAACAUGUCAACAGGUACUGGAAAAACAAACAUUUGUCACCCAAACGGCUGAGUACAGGUAUUCUUAUGUACACCCUUGCAUCAGCAAUAUGUGAAGAGAUCCACUUGUAUGGAUUUUGGCCUUUUGGAUUUGACCCCAACACGAGGGAAGAUCUUCCAUACCAUUACUAUGACAAAAAAGGAACCAAAUUUACCACCAAGUGGCAGGAAUCCCACCAGCUGCCUGCUGAGUUUCAGCUGCUGUACCGGAUGCAUGGGGAGGGGCUUACCAAGCUGACUUUGUCACACUGUGCCUAA
Molecule: messenger RNA, 1626 nt
Organism: Cynocephalus volans (Philippine flying lemur)
Lineage: Eukaryota; Metazoa; Chordata; Mammalia; Dermoptera; Cynocephalidae
Gene: ST8SIA3
Product: ST8 alpha-N-acetyl-neuraminide alpha-2,8-sialyltransferase 3
Biological process (GO): N-glycan processing; oligosaccharide metabolic process
Molecular function (GO): alpha-N-acetylneuraminate alpha-2,8-sialyltransferase activity
Source: RefSeq, a predicted model, not a curated record